AAGGGGGAUUAAGUAAAAAAAGGACAUGUCGAAUAAAAGAAUGGAUGAUUUAGGGAAGGAAAUGAGAAUGAGACAGGAAUUGAGAGAAAUUGAAAUCACGCUCUCUCUCUGUCCGCUGGAGAUGUACCUCUGGUUGGCAUGACGACCACGGAUGUGCGGCUGGAGGGAGUCGAUAUGGUUGCGUAUGCGUGUUUGCUGACACUUUAAGGAUGCAGCUGCGUUUUUUUUAAACAGUAGUGGAGAUAAAACAUGUGAAAUUACACACAUAGCGUACAAUUGCAACCAGACAAGAAAAGAACCCACCUCCCAUGAAGGUGGCAAUUACUAUAUUAAUCGGCUGAAGCGCCUUGAAAUCAAACGCGUCCUGGCGACUUGGUUUCAAUUGUGCCCAACACAAAUGAUCAGGCAGCAGCUCCAAGCAAUCGUCUCGCUCGAUGAGUGGAAUCUGGAACGGCACAUUAGGAGCGUCACGUGACAAAGCAAGACGUAAGAAAAUAAUCUGCUUUCAUGCUAAAUAGUUUAUUUGAAUUGUUACCAGGGAUGUUUGGAGUUCAUUUCCAUGCACACAUAUGCAGACAGCGUUAAGCCAUCAGCAGAAGGUGACCCCCCCUCACCCAAACCAAAGGCCCCUUUUGCGGUUUCGGCCCCACGGUCAAAGUCCACUUUUGGCGGGACGAGAGGAUCGCAGGAACCGGUCCACUUGUUUAUGAAGCGCUCUGAUGAACACAGCUUGAAAACAUGUUGUUGUCCAAAGCCUUGGAGGUGGUUGCUGUGAAGCACACGAAGAAAAAAAACAGAAACAGAGGGCUCUGACUAAGUCAUCACACCCCGGUGUCGGUCUGACUCAGAGAGGUUAGCGCCAAGCUGUCCGACAUCGUCAAUAAGCCAGAAAACGAUGGACGAAUCUCGGGCUUUUGCUGCACUGUACUGUGUGUAAAAUUCACUUUGUGUGGAAAAACUAAAAAACGAAAUAAAAAGCAAAAGAUGCAUUUGUGUAUAAGUGGGAGGAGGAAUAACGUUGGUUGUUUCUUCGCCUUCGGGGGGGGGGGCGAGGCGCGCCGGAGCAAACAGUCUGCCUCUGAAAGCCAUGGAAACGUAUUACACUCCACAGCCUGCUGCGGCGUGAAUGUUUACGGUUGUUUUGUGCAGUUCGGCUGGAAAGCAUGUUUACUGCCCGGCCCGUCUGUUCCUCGCUGUUGGAGUUUAAACUGCAUUUUUUAACUUUUUUUUUUGCUCUGUUUCAGUUUGAAUGAUUUUGUGUCUCUCGUUCGCCUUUUGUGUUUACACGGAGAGAGCCGUGCUUCCUUUUCCCCUCCUCAGUCUCAAAGGUCCUUAAGUGAACUUUGUCACCUUUCCUGUCAAAUCCCCACGACGGACCAAACGAGGCCACGCUACACAGGAGCAUUUCUUGUGAUUACCUCCUUUAAAACGCGCUCACCAUGGAGCAACCGGCGAGGAUGCAUGAGUGGGAGUCCCCAGAUUACGAGCCGUCACUUCCCGUUUCAGAGAAGUCCAACCCCCUGACACGGGACAUGGACCGGGCUUCGGCCAAGUGCAUUGUGAGGAUGCUGCAGGCCUGCGACGCCCAGAUGUUUCAGGACGGGACGGGAACCACCUACCAGAGGCUUUUGAGUGAACCCGUGCUGGAAACAUUGACGGAGGUUGCUAAGAAAGUGGAGCACAUCCUCAAGCAUCCGCGGGACAGUCUCAUUGUGCUGAGUGGUUGUGGGACGUCUGGUCGACUGGCGUUCCUCAUGGCGUCCGCUUUUAACAGAGCGCUGAGGGAGCUCGACCACGGUUUGGUUUAUUCCUACAUUAUUGCAGGAGGAGACAGAGCGCUGCUAUCCUCCCAAGAGGCUCCUGAAGAUGACGCUGAACUGGGCGUGCUCAGUUUGCAGAGGGCAUGUGAGGGACAGAAGAGUGUCUUGUUCAUCGGUAUUUCCUGCGGGUUAUCUGCCCCAUUUGUUGCAGGUCAGCUGGACUUCUGCCUGCAGCACCCUGAAGUCUACACCCCUGUACUGGUUGGCUUCAAUCCUACACAUCAGGCCAGGGACGAGCGCAUUCCAGGCUGCUCGUUCACCUUUCGCAGCGUGGUCCAAAGGAUGCAGGAGCUCGCCAAGCGGGGGGGGGCCUUCGUCGUCAACCCAGCGGUCGGGCCAGAAGCCAUCAGCGGCUCGUCCAGGAUGAAGGGGGGCAGCGCCACUAAGAUUCUCCUGGAGGCCGUGCUGUCUGCUGCCCACGCCGCCGCCUUCGCGGACACACCCAUCACUCCCAUGGGCAUCCGAGAGGACAUGAGUGUACACGAGAAAACUCUGGAGAUCACUUAUGCUCAAGCAAAGGGGAUCGGCGCUCUGCUGGAGGCAGCCGGUCAAAGCUUGCGGCGGGGCGGGCGUCUGUGUUACCUGGGCUGGGGGUCCUUGGGGACGCUGGGCCUGGUGGACGCCAGCGAGUGUGUGCCCACGUUCGGAGCAGGCUGCGAAGAUGUUCGGGGCUUCAUCAGUGGAGGAUACAGAGCGCUGAACAACAAUGAAGGUCCACUGGGUCCCGACUUCAGUAUAGCCCACCAGGAUUUCUUGCAUCAGGUCCUGCCCUCUCUCACUGACCGAGACGUAGUCCUGCUUCUCUACACACACGCAGACCGUGUCGGGGAAGUGGCCGAGCUGGCACGCGCGGCGAGGGAAAAGACGUCCAACGUCCACGCCGUUUACCACCGGGUUGACGGAGACACGGCAGCCGCUGUCCAACAAGAUGAAAUCAACAGGCUGUGUUUAUCUUCACUGAAAUUCACUUGGCCGUCGCCUGCUUCAGGCAUCUCACCACACAGGCAGUGGGAGCUGUCCACGAAGCUGGUGCUGAACGCAGUGAGCACCGGCGCUCACGUCUUGAAGGGGAAGAUCUACCAGAACUACAUGGUGGACGUGCAGGUCACCAACAGCAAACUCUACCGCAGAGCCACGCGUUUACUCCAGAAGCUCUCCGGUUGUCCGGAGUCCCGGUGUGAGGAGGCCCUCCUAAAGGCCGUCUACCGGGUGGAUGAGCUGACGGCGGACAUCACGUCCUCCGACAUCAUCGAGCACGCCCAAGCCGCCAGGAGCGCCACCAAGGCGGUCCCUCUGGCUUUGGUCUGUUUGCUGAGCGAUUGCUCUCUCCUGGAGGCGGGGACUCGUCUGGAGCGAGAGCCAAUCGUGAGGGAGGCGUUGGAGGCGUGCCUGUCAUAAUGGACAUGGCCUAAUGGCAUCAGUACAAAUGUCCAUGUAAUCAACCUUCCUCUACAGUGAGGUCAUACGUCAGCAGAUGAAGCUGUUGGCACACGUAGAGGCCUUAAAUGCAACACCAUGAUGUAACACUAGAGGGCACACUUGACAACUCAACUCAAGUGACCAUUAUGUAGGUAUGCAAUGUUAGUUUAGAGUGUGCAGUACAUGAAAUGUGUAUGGAUUAAUUUGAUGCACUUUUUAAAUGAUAAUAUGUAAUUGGAACUCUAUUUAAAUGUCUAUUGCUGAUAUGCAGAACACAGCACACAGGGAGAACCUGUGUGCUGUGUUCUGCAGGUACAGGCUCUACCGGAUCGGUCCCUGUGAUGUAAAUCACCCUCAAUCCCUCUGUGGCUCAGCACACACGCACACACUCACAGGUACGGGAUUAGCAUGACGCCUGUGUAUCUUGAGAGCAGUUGAGCAGCUUUGCAAACCUUUGGAGCAGAGCCACUCGCAGCGGGGGGAGCAAAGGGAGGUGAAUUGCACAUCAGAUGUGGAUCAGGGAGCACAUCGUUGCCACUCCUGGCUAGGAACACGAGAAUCCUCUUUCUGUGCAUGUGUUUAUUCACAUUGACAUUAUUACAUCCAUUCGCUCGAGGUACAUGAUGUUCACUUGGUGACGUCACAGACUGAUUGACAGGCCGAACGGACUGAUAGCAGCAUACAGGCACACACCCUCUCGGUACCACAUACAGGAGGAUUUUGUCAAGGUUUAAGGAGUGAGCCUGGGAUUCAGCUCCCUCAGCGGGUUAAACAGGAGAAAUUAUUAUUUUUUCAGUAUUUUUUGCGGAUUUGAUCCACAACUCGGUUAUAGAGAGAGAGAGAGUCAGGUAACAAAAGACUCCCCCUCCGUCGAUCUACAGUCACGUAACCAUGGCUACAGUAAGGCCUCGGCCUCACGUUGUCAAACCACACUGUUGGUCACGCACACCUUUUUUACUAUAGCAACAGAGUUUACAAAAUUUUGCAACAGCAAACUGAAUAAAAUAAGACAUUAUUUUAUAGAUGGUUUAAGUAGAGUUGAUGAAUUGUAUAUCCAUCGAUAAAGCUACUAAAAUUCAGCGCAAAAUCUAUUUUUCCCUGAACAGUUUGGAGUGGAAAGUGAACCAAAAGUAACUUCGUGGACAGAUCAAGUUCCAAUUUUUGUGCUAAGCUAACGGCUUCCUCGCUUUAACCUCAUACUUGUUGAACCUCUCUGCCCCGCUCUCAACCGAAAAAUGUCAAACUACUUUAAGGUGAUCAGGUUACUUCACAAAGCUUUAGUUUAAGCAGCGGGCUUCAUUAGGGACAACAGAUUUAAAGUGCUGGUUAGAUAACAGCUAGGAGGGGACCUUCCUAAUCUCAGAGAAUUAGACCAAGAAUAUACACAAAUAAUUGAACUGAUAGUAUCAAUACGCUGAAACAGGCCAUUACCAUCUAACAUAUCCCUGAGGUAAAUUGCUAUAUGAUUCAAUAAACCUGUGGUCCACUGAGUUCACAUAAUACACA
Molecule: messenger RNA, 4745 nt
Organism: Gasterosteus aculeatus aculeatus (three-spined stickleback)
Lineage: Eukaryota; Metazoa; Chordata; Actinopteri; Perciformes; Gasterosteidae
Source: RefSeq, a predicted model, not a curated record